AUGCGUCGUGGUCUGCUAGUCACAUUCCUUUCGAGUCUUGCUUGUACCUCAAAUCUAAUGCGUCCAAAUGAGCAGAGCGAGCGAGGGAGCGGAACAGCUACAGCCUCUGGUGUUGUCAUUGCUGCUUCUGCUGCUGCUGCCACUGCUGCUGGUUCUGUCGUGAUCACCAACUCAAAACGCCAUGUUGGGCGUUAUCCCUUCUGUGUAAUGCGGACACUAGUCUACCAAAUCGCUUGGAUUAUUAGCCGCCUGUUCAGUGUCAUCAUUGCCUUGUGGACCCACGGAACGACCGCUGGUGAGGACGAAUUGUAA
Echinococcus granulosus is the source of this 312-nucleotide messenger RNA. RefSeq lists its product as hypothetical. The coding region runs from base 1 to 312 and encodes 103 amino acids. The record is from RefSeq and is a predicted model, not a curated record. The transcript is spliced from 2 exons. Lineage: Eukaryota; Metazoa; Platyhelminthes; Cestoda; Cyclophyllidea; Taeniidae.